This is a messenger RNA of Diachasmimorpha longicaudata, 3319 nucleotides long. RefSeq names its product glycine dehydrogenase (decarboxylating), mitochondrial. Gene Ontology annotation, biological process: glycine decarboxylation via glycine cleavage system. The record is from RefSeq and is a predicted model, not a curated record. The transcript has 8 exons. Gene Ontology annotation, cellular component: glycine cleavage complex; mitochondrion. Lineage: Eukaryota; Metazoa; Arthropoda; Insecta; Hymenoptera; Braconidae. Gene Ontology annotation, molecular function: pyridoxal phosphate binding; glycine binding; glycine dehydrogenase (decarboxylating) activity. Bases 269 to 3235 code for a protein of 988 amino acids.
AUGCACGUGAGCUAUUUCUUGUUGUCUCAAGAGCAACAAUUUUUUCAAUUCAAUUCGAAAAUUAUCAACAUGAAAAUAGUGUUGUGUUCAACGUCCUGGAUCUCGUGUGUAAGGGUCAACAUAGUUCAGGCCGUAAUCUUUAAAAUGUUGUGACAUCGUGUUGAGAUAUUACCGCACGUGAAUAUAAGUUCUCUUUGUGGGUUCCUCCCAUUCAGUGUUAAAUUUUCGCUGGCAGUUUAUUGUGGUUUUUGGUGAAACCAAUAACGCUAUGCAGUCCACGUUGAAAUUGUCUCGAUGUACGAGACUUGUGUCGAAGAAGUUCUCAAGAAGUUUGAUGGUGGGUCAUCCCACGUGUAUGAAGUAUGAAGAGUUAUCCCCAGGAAGAGAAGAGUUUCAAUCCAGGCACAUUGGCCCUAGGGAUUGUGAUCAGAAGGAAAUGUUGAAGACUAUUGGAUUUGAAUCACUCGAGGAUCUGACGAGAACUGCCGUUCCUGCUCGGAUCAGGCGAGACAAGGACUUGGAUAUUGAAAACUCCAUGACUGAGUACGCUUUGAUGAAGAAAAUUACUCAGAUGUCACAGAAAAAUGAUGUGUGGAGAACAUACAUUGGUAUGGGAUACUACAACUGCUGUGUUCCACACACAAUAAUGAGGAAUAUUUUCGAAAAUCCUGGAUGGACAACCCAGUACACCCCAUACCAGCCGGAAAUAGCUCAGGGUCGCCUUGAGAGUCUCCUGAAUUAUCAGACAAUGAUCUGUGACAUGACUGGAAUGGAAGUUGCGAAUGCCUCGCUGUUGGACGAGGGUACGGCUGCAGCUGAGGCUCUAGCCCUGGCCCAUCGUCACAACAAGCGCAAGAGGCUUUUCGUGUCUGACAAAGUGCAUCCCCAAACGAUAAGCGUAAUUGCAACGAGGAUUGGCUCGUUGGGAUUGAGCCUCGAAGUUGGGGAUGUUUUUAACGUCGAUACGACCUCCAAAGAAGUGGCUGGAAUAUUGCUGCAGUAUCCGGACACCACUGGUGCCAUUUAUAAUUAUGAGGAGGUCGUGAAGAAGGCACAUGCAGAUGGGACGUUAGUAUGUGCGGCAGCGGAUCUGCUCUCUCUGGCAAUACUCCAGCCCCCGGGUGAAUUCGGGGUUGAUAUUUGUAUUGGAACGAGCCAGAGGUUUGGGGUGCCCCUCGGUUAUGGUGGACCUCACGCAGGUUUUUUCGCGUGUCGCAAGAAGUUCGUUAGGCUGAUGCCGGGCAGAAUGAUCGGUGUCACCAGAGACGCAGACGGAAAAGAAGCGUACAGACUGGCUCUUCAGACACGAGAGCAGCACAUCAGAAGGGACAAGGCCACCAGCAACAUCUGCACAGCCCAAGCAUUGCUGGCAAACAUGUCAGCAAUGUACGCUGUGUACCACGGCCCUCAGGGGAUCAGAAACAUUUCGACGAGAGUUCAUCACCUGACGGCAGUUCUAGCCAAGGGUCUUGAGCUCGGGGGAAAUAAAGUAAGUAACGAGUACUUCUUCGACACGAUCACAGUGGCUCCUAAAGAGCCCCUCGAGGUGAUUAAAAAAAAUUGCCAAGACAUGAAGAUAAAUCUGAGAUACAAUGAUGAUGGCACCGUGGGCAUUUCUCUGGAUGAAACUAGCUUACCGGAGGAUAUAAAUGAUCUCUUCAGAGUAUUCAAUAGCAAUCAGACAGUUUCGAACAUUAUCGAUACCCAGACACUAGAUAAAGACCUAUUGAACUCGUCAUUUCAUCGUAAGACUGCAUAUCUAGAACAUCCAGUAUUUAAUUUACAUCAUUCAGAGACUAGAAUUGUACGGUAUAUGAAAGCUCUGGAGAACAAGGACGUGUCCUUGGUGCACAGUAUGAUACCAUUGGGUUCUUGCACAAUGAAACUGAACUCAACCACCGAGAUGAUGCCCUGCAGUCUCCCCGGGUUCACAGACAUGCAUCCCUUCGCCCCAGUAGAUCAAGCACUAGGCUACAACGACCUGUUCACCCAACUUGAGAGGGAUCUCUGUGCAAUAACCGGUUACGACGGCAUAAGCUUUCAACCGAACAGUGGAGCCCAAGGAGAAUACGCAGGACUCCGUGCAAUUCAGUGUUACCACGAGUCACGCAAUGACAGCAAUAGAAAAGUCUGCCUGAUUCCCAUAUCAGCCCAUGGAACGAAUCCCGCAUCAGCCCAAAUGGCGGGUAUGCAGGUGGAGCCAAUAUUCGUCAGGAAAGACGGCUCCGUAGAUACUGUCCAUCUCAAGGAGAUGAUUGACAGAUAUCGAAAGGACCUGUCGUGCCUCAUGAUCACAUAUCCAUCGACCAAUGGUGUCUUUGAGGAGACAAUAGGCGAUGUAUGUGACAUGGUGCACGAUGCUGGGGGCCAGGUUUAUCUGGACGGAGCCAAUAUGAAUGCUCAAGUGGGCCUUUGUAGGCCCGGGGACUAUGGCAGCGACGUUUCUCAUCUCAAUCUCCACAAGACCUUCUGUAUUCCACACGGAGGAGGGGGUCCUGGGAUGGGACCAAUCGGAGUGAAACGACAUCUCAUGCCCUUCCUCCCUGGACAUCCUGUCAUUGAUUCCAACAAAGGGGGACACCUUUCUGCUGGGCUUGGGACAGUGUCAGCAGCGCCUUUCGGCUCGUCGGCGAUCCUGCCGAUCUCUUGGGCCUACAUCAAGAUGAUGGGACCCAAGGGACUUCGAAAAGCCACGCAAGUGGCUAUUCUCAAUGCCAAUUACAUGAGCAAACGACUGGAGAACCACUACAAGACGCUUUAUAAGGGAGAGACUGGGCUGGUGGCUCAUGAAUUUAUUCUUGAUAUCAGGGAUUUUAAGAAGACAGCAAAUAUUGAGGCAGUUGAUGUGGCAAAACGUCUGAUGGAUUACGGGUUCCACGCGCCUACUAUGAGCUGGCCAGUGGCUGGGACACUCAUGGUAGAGCCCACUGAGUCGGAGGAUAAAAUGGAAUUGGACAGAUUUUGCGACGCGCUGAUAUCUAUCAGGGGAGAGAUCCAAGAUAUAGAGAGUGGAAAGAUGGAUGUGAAUGUGAAUCCAUUGAAAAUGGCACCACACACUCAAGAACAAGUGAUAUGUUCUAAUUGGAAUAGACCUUAUUCUCGAGAAGUAGCUGCAUUCCCUCAGGCGUGCACGAAGGUACCAAAAAUCUGGCCUAGUGUCGGUAGAAUUGACGAUAUUUAUGGCGACAAAAACCUGUUUUGUACUUGUCCACCGAUUCUUCCACAGCAGCAAUGAGACAUUUCGAUUCAUCAUAAAUGUAUUUUAUAUUUAUUUUUAUAAAUCAUCAUAUGUAUCAUUAAAUAUAUAAUUUACCAUUUA